UAAGACACAUCUUCUCUCACCACAGACAAACCAAAAAUAAAAAGAGUUUAGUUCCAAAAGCUUCCACCUACAAUAUAGUCUCUCCAAUAGCAAAUAGCAAAUCACACAACAACACACACAAGAAUGAUAGCUUACAUAGAGCCAUACUUCUUGGACAACGAGUCCGACGCUGCCUCCGUCCUGACCGUCACCGGGAGAUCUUCCGACGGUGUUUCUGAGUCACUCAACAUCCAAGGGGAAAUCUUGUGCGGCGGCUCUGCCGCCAAUAUCGCCGGGAAGGACUUUGGUGGCAUGAACUGUGUGAAGCCUCUCGCCGUAGUGAGACCGGUUGGACCGGAGGAUAUCGCCGGAGCGGUGAGAGCAGCUCUGAGUUCCGAUAAACUCACGGUGGCGGCCCGUGGAAACGGCCAUUCUAUCAACGGCCAAGCCAUGGCGGAAGGAGGGCUCGUCGUCGACAUGCGGUCCACCGCCGAUAAUCAUUUCGAGGUUGGUUUCUUGGCCGGUGGCGAUGGUGGUGGUACGGCGUUCGUCGACGUCUCCGGAUGGGCAUUAUGGGAAAAUGUGCUGAAACGGUGCGUUUCGGAGUACGGUUUGGCGCCGAGGUCGUGGACUGAUUACCUCGGGUUAACUGUAGGCGGGACGUUGUCUAAUGCCGGCGUUAGUGGACAAGCGUUCCGUUACGGUCCGCAGACGUCAAAUGUAACGGAGUUAGACGUGGUAACGGGGAAUGGUGACGUGGUUACUUGCUCGGAGAUGGAGAACUCGGAGCUCUUCUUCUCUGUUUUAGGUGGUCUUGGCCAAUUCGGUAUCAUCACCAGAGCUAGGGUUUUGCUUCAGCCAGCACCAGAUAUGGUGAGGUGGAUAAGAAUAGUAUACACCGAGUUCGACGAGUUCAGUCGGGACGCUGAGUGGCUAGUGAGUCAGAAGGACGAGGCAUCGUUUGAUUACGUGGAGGGAUUCGUAUUCGUCAACGGAGACGACCCGGUCAACGGCUGGCCAGCAGUUCCACUCCACCCGGACCACGUUUUUGACCCGACCCGACUCCCACAAUCUUCUGGGUCGGUUCUUUACUGCCUCGAACUUGCUCUUCACUACCGAGACUCUGACUCAAACUCAACCGUCGACAAGAGAGUGGAGAGAUUGAUCGGACGGCUGAGAUUUGACGAAGGGUUGAGGUUCGAGGUGGAUCUGCCUUACGUUGACUUUUUACUGAGAGUAAAACGGUCCGAGGAGAUGGCAAAAGUGAACGGCACGUGGGAAACGCCACACCCUUGGCUUAACCUCUUUGUGUCGAAGCGUGACAUUGGAGAUUUCGAACAGAAGGUCUUCAAGGAGCUUGUCAAGAAUGGAGUCGGUGGGCCUAUGCUGGUCUACCCACUCUUGCGAAGCAGGUGGGAUGACCGUACGUCAGUGGUUUUACCGGAAGGAGAGAUAUUCUACAUUGUGGCAUUGCUUCGGUUCGUGCCGCCUGGUGCUAAAGCUUCAUCGGUCGAUAAGUUGGUGGCUCAAAAUCAGGAGAUUGUUCAAUGGUGUGUCAAAAAUGGAAUAGAUUUCAAAUUGUAUCUUCCUCAUUACAAGUCUCGAGAGGAGUGGAUUCGUCACUUUGGAAACCGAUGGUCGAGAUUUGUUGAUAGGAAAGCUAUGUUUGAUCCCAUGGCCAUCCUUUCGCCGGGUCAAAAGGUUUUCAGUAGGGCUCUUUGACCCCCUAUUGUUCGUUUUUACUUCGGUAUUCUUGAGUUUUGUGGGAUAAAUGUAAUUUUUAUGUAAUUCUUUUUUUCCGAUUUUUAUAUGUAAUGGACCUUUGCGUCUUGUCCAAUUAUGGAGUUCACUUCAAAAGAAAAACGUCCUUUUU
Molecule: messenger RNA, 1852 nt
Organism: Raphanus sativus (radish)
Lineage: Eukaryota; Viridiplantae; Streptophyta; Magnoliopsida; Brassicales; Brassicaceae
Product: cytokinin dehydrogenase 7
Exons: 4
Coding region: 124-1701 (525 amino acids)
Biological process (GO): cytokinin metabolic process
Molecular function (GO): FAD binding; cytokinin dehydrogenase activity
Source: RefSeq, a predicted model, not a curated record